GCUCUGGAGCCUCCUCGACCACACCCUGCUGGCUCGCUGCAACAUGGAGGAGUCGGUCCGCAGCGUCUCCUUCAACAACGACGGCUCUCAGCUGGCUCUGGGCAUGAAGGACGGAUCCUUCACCGUGCUGCGUGUCAGGGACAUGACGGAGGUGGUGCACAUCAAGGACAGGAAGGAGGUGAUCCACGAGCUGAAGUUCUCCCCCGACGGCUCCUUCCUGGCGGUGGGGUCUAACGACGGGCUAGUGGACGUGUACGCCGUGGCGCAGCGCUACAAGAAGGUGGGCGAGUGCAGCCGCUCCGCCUCCUUCAUCACGCACCUGGACUGGGCUGUGGAUAGCCGCUUCCUGAUGACCAACGACGGGGCCGGGGAGCGGCUCUUCUACAGGAUGCCAGCAGGGAAGCUGGUCCCCAGAGAGGAGGCGAAGGGGAUCCAUUGGAUGACAUGGACCGGCGUCAUCGGGCUGGAGGUGAACGGGAUCUGGCCCAAAUACUCCACGGUCAGCAACGUGAACUCUGUGGACGCAAACUACAGCAGCGCGGCGCUGGUGACGGGAGACGACCUGGGCCUCGUCAAGCUCUUCAGGUUCCCCUGCCUCAAGAAAGGAGCUAAAUUUAAGAAGUACAUUGGUCACUCGGCCCAUGUAACGAACGUGCGCUGGUCCAACGACCUGCAGUGGGUGGUCAGCACCGGGGGGGCCGACCACGCCGUGUUCCAGUGGAGGUUCCUGCCCGAGGGCGUGAUGAACGGCGUGCUGGAGCCCCUGCUGCAAGAGGGCUACGCCGACUCCAAUAGCGGAGAGUCGGACUCGGACGUGUCGGACGUCCCGGAGCUCGACUCGGACAUCGAGCAGGAAGCUCAGACCAGCUACGAACGUCAGGUGUAUAAGGAGGACCUACCUCAGCUGAGGAAGAAGCUGAUUGGUUCUCUGAAGCGCCAGAAGGCUCCGGAGGAGGGGCUUCGUCUGCAGUUUGUUCACGGGUACCGGGGCUUUGACUGCAGGAACAACCUGUUCUACAGCCAGACAGGGGAGCUGCUGUUCCACGUGGCUGCGGUCGCUGUGGUGUACGACCGCCUGAAGCACAGCCAGAGGUUCUACCUGGGCCACGACGAGGACAUCCUCUGCCUCACCACGCACCCCAUCAAGGACUACGCUGCCUCCGCUCAGGUGGGCAGAGACCCGGCGGUCCAUGUGUGGGACAUCCAGACUCUGAAGUGUCUGUCGCUGCUGAAGGGUCAUCACAGCAGGGGUGUGUGUGCUCUGGAGUUCACAGCGGACGGGAAGAGUUUGGUCUCGGUGGGAAUUGAUGAAUUUCACUCCAUCGUCAUCUGGGACUGGAAGAAAGGAGAGAGACUAGCCAAGGCCAGGGGUCACAAAGAGAAGACGUUCGUGGUGAGGAGCAACCCGUUCAGGAUGGACAAGCUUGUGACGGUCGGCAUAAAGCACAUCAAGUUCUGGCAGCACUCAGGGGGCGGCCUCACGUUUAAACGGGGGAUCUUUGGGAACCUGGGGAAGCAGGAGACGAUGAUGUCGGCGUGUUACGGUCGAUCGGAGGACCUGGUGUUCUCGGGAGCGACCAAUGGAGACGUCUACAUCUGGAGAGACACCACGCUCAUCAAGACCAUCAAAGCGCACGACGGGCCCGUGUUCGCCAUGUGUUCCCUGGACAAGGGCUUUGUGACGGGGGGGAAGGACGGCAUCGUGGAGCUGUGGGACGACAUGUUCGAGAGAUGUCUGAAGACGUACGCCAUCAAGAGGGCCGCGCUGUCCCCCGCCUCCAAAGGUCUGCUGCUGGAGGACAACCCCUCCAUCAGAGCCAUCACUCUGGGUCACGGUCACAUCCUGCUGGGCACCAAGAAUGGAGAGAUCCUGGAGAUCGAUAAGAGCGGCCCGAUGACCCUCCUGCUGCAGGGUCACAUGGAGGGGGAGGUGUGGGGUCUGGCGGCUCAUCCUCUACUUCCUGUCUGCGCCACCGUCAGCGACGACAAAACCCUGAGGAUCUGGGAGCUGUCGGCCAAUCAUCGCAUGGUGGCCGUCCGCAAACUGAAGAAGGGAGGUCGCUGCUGCGCCUUCUCUCCGGACGGGAAGGCGCUGGCAGUGGGUCUGAGCGACGGAAGCUUCCUGGUGGUGAACGCUGACACGCUGGAGGACAUGGUGACCUUCCACCACCGCAGGGAGCUCAUCUCGGACAUCCGCUUCUCCCAAGACUCCGGGAAGUACCUGGCCGUGGCGUCACACGACUCCUUCGUGGACAUCUACAACGUUCUGACCAGCAAGAGGGUGGGAAUCUGCAAAGGAGCGGGAAGCUACAUCACACACAUCGACUGGGACUCCAGAGGUAAGCUGCUGCAGGUGAACACAGGAAACAAAGAGCAGCUGUUCUUCGAGGCACCGCGAGGCCGGAAGCAGAGCAUCAGCGUGGCCGAG
Gymnodraco acuticeps is the source of this 2428-nucleotide messenger RNA. Its product is annotated as echinoderm microtubule-associated protein-like 6. The record is from RefSeq and is a predicted model, not a curated record. NCBI's taxonomy places the organism in Eukaryota, Metazoa, Chordata, Actinopteri, Perciformes, Bathydraconidae. Gene Ontology annotation, molecular function: microtubule binding.